AUGGUAGAAGUGAAAAGCACUGACGAGGAGGGAGCUUGGGUUACUCUACUGGAGUACAACAACAUGGAAGGCAGGAUUGUCCAAACUUCAUGCUGUAGGCGCACCGUGGUUGGCAGGAUCGAGGCUGCGGUUGUCCGUGAGAUUACUGUCUCCAAGGGUGAGGAUGGUGAAAGGAAAGUGUUAAUCUCUCUGGAAAGAGAUGGAUUCCUUGAGUAUGAGAGGCGAAUAUGCGAAGUGAGAUUCCUAAGGAGGAAAUUCAUUGACACCAUCUUGAGGAAAGUUGCUACCUCUUUUGAGAGGUCCGAUGAUUCGGCGGCUAACUUAGCUCAGUUGCCAUCGUUUGCGGCCUUGAGCAGUCGAAGAUUUUUGAAAACUCUUUCAAGACGUUUGAGAAGAGAGCUGAGGAAGGCCCUGGAGACUGUGAAAUACGAGUCAUGGAGGAUGGGAGGCAUCCUGAAGCUGAAGAAGUUGUUGCCAAUAGAGAAGCAUUUGUCUGUUCAAGAUCUGAUCAACAAGACUCCUAACCAAUCAGAUGAGGGGGAUCUUACGGACUUGAUACAUGCGGUCAAGAUUCUUCAGAACAUUGGCAUUGUGACAGAAGAUGAGUGUCCUUUGACCUUGAAUGUGCCAACUCCUGAAGAAAGGGCUCGUUUCAGGAAGGUGGUGACAGGGACAGAGUAUAAGGCCAAGUCUGCCACAGUUGUAUUUUAUGACUGGCACUUGGGCAUCGAAGACAUCAAAUCCUUCCUUGAUGAUGAGUCACCUGUUACUGCAUCAAUUAUCUGGUUCAACAGCUAUGCAGAGAACAAUCCUGGUGGAGUUGAUAUCUAUAAGCCAACCGAUGAAGAAUGGAGAGCAUACAGGGUAAGGCCUUCUAGUCGGAGUAAAAUGGUGCACACUAUGCUUUUGACUGGUUCAGGUGUCGACGAGAACGGAGUACCGUACUGGGAGUUUAUGGACGACAAGGGAAAUGUCGGAAAUGGGGAUAGGGGCUUUCUUCGGAUUAUACAAUACCCUGGAAUCAUCAUUGAGUAUGUUGAUAUUCAGGUUUGA
Microthlaspi erraticum is the source of this 1053-nucleotide messenger RNA. The record is from the annotation of a GenBank genome assembly. Lineage: Eukaryota; Viridiplantae; Streptophyta; Magnoliopsida; Brassicales; Brassicaceae.